UAUUGGGCGCACGAAGCGAUUGCCACCACAUAUAUCGAGAAAGACAAAACUGAUACAAUUAUUGAUAAAAUAUCAAAGGAAUAUAUAAAUUUUGACUCUUAUUGGUUAUAUCGGGAAUAUAUAUUAACUAAAGCACAGUUAACUUCUUAUGACUUCUGGACCGCUUUAGACCAAUACUCAGUUAUUGCUUUGAAGGACAUUACAAUUGAAUAUACAACUGAAGCGGCCAACACACUUGGCACAUUCGGCAAUCAUAAUUAUAUUAAUAAUAAUACGAGAAAGAAUAUCAAACAACAUGGAAAAGACGCAAUUUACCAAAUUAAGGUCGAUUCACCCAAAGACAAUGACGUGUGCUUUGAGCUCAAAUAUUUAUUAAUUAAAUCAAAAAUUACUCCGGCAACUAUUGAUAUUCAUUAUAAUGUGGAUCCCACUGAGUUCGCUGCAGAGAAAAAUAAAAUAUUUACAUUUACGCCCAUGGUCAAACUGACCGCCACUGACAAAGACAUCGAGACAUAUGCUUUUUGUUUGCGAGAUGUGUUGGCUCUGAGCGCCGAGAAUUUGCUCAUUUCAUUCGUGGCCAACACUGGCGGUGCUGACGGUGACGAUACUCUAGCAAUCAGAAAGCCUGUGACUGAAAUCCCGACCAUAGCUCAUCUGAUGGGACCAUGGAUUCAAUAUAAUAGCAAUUUACGCAAUGGUUUGAAUGAAUACAGCGUUACUGUAAAGCAGGAGAAAGUGUUCAACGCUUUCACAAUUAGACCCAAAAUAUGUACGGAUUUAUCGCAAUGUUUUGAUGUCAAUGAUAUCGGAGUAAAGGCCGACACGACUGGUCUGAUUCGAGUUUAUACCUUUAAUUUCGAUGCACUCGAAGACAAAACCACUCACAAUAAAGACACAGAUUUAAUAAAACUUGUCUUUUUUGUCGACUAUUUUAUGCCCGAAAACUUUAAACCCGAAGAAAACAUUAGCAUAACAUUUGACUUAAAACUAUUAAAUUUCGGCGAUCCUGUAUAUGAACGCACUGUUAGUGAGAUUCUUAAAUGUGAUAAAACGGGAACCAAUUUUGGCUAUAAAUCCAAUCCGACCAUGGACAGUCCCAAUCAUUGUGUUUGUAAUGAUGAUAUUUUCGACGUCUGUCCGACCAUCGAGUAUACUGUGACAGAACCUAAGGCUUUAAUGAAACUAACGGUACUAUAUUCAGAAGGUAGCGCUUCACCCGACAACCCAAUCGACACAUCCACUUAUAUCGAUGAAGUGCUUAAGAAAACACCGGAAAAGGGAAAUGCGUUCACGUUUUGUGUCAGCGAUUUACGUAAUAAACCACAGAAAACAUUCUCUAUCGUAAUAACGGCUGAGGCGACAGCAACUAAACCUGAAGAUAAAAAAUACGAUGCAUCAAGAUUGACAAUCACUAAAUUUACAGCAACCAAAAUACCCAUAAAUCGACCUAAUUUUAUACAAAACGUUGACAUUAAACAUAAACAAUACUGGACUCAACAGAAAUGGCACACAAUGUCUGUCGAAAAUAAUUUCAUUCCUUCACAGGAUAAGACUUCACACCAAUUGAAAGUCACUGUCCUUAAAACCGAGACACAACCGAUUGUAUCAUAUUUUAUUAGCGAUUGGAUUAAAACCAAGAAAUUGCUGCAACCAUUCCAGACGCUGCACAACAAAUAA
This is a messenger RNA of Medioppia subpectinata, 1677 nucleotides long. The record is from the annotation of a GenBank genome assembly. NCBI's taxonomy places the organism in Eukaryota, Metazoa, Arthropoda, Arachnida, Sarcoptiformes, Oppiidae.